Molecule: messenger RNA, 2528 nt
Organism: Bemisia tabaci
Lineage: Eukaryota; Metazoa; Arthropoda; Insecta; Hemiptera; Aleyrodidae
Gene: mal
Product: molybdenum cofactor sulfurase
Biological process (GO): Mo-molybdopterin cofactor biosynthetic process
Molecular function (GO): pyridoxal phosphate binding; molybdenum ion binding; molybdenum cofactor sulfurtransferase activity
Source: RefSeq, a predicted model, not a curated record
CCCCGAAACGCGUCAUGGACCCGCUGCAGGAGCGCAGAGACAAGUAUUUCAAAAGGCUCCAAGUAACAGGAACUUGCUACUUGGAUCAUGCAGGCGCAGGAUUAUAUUCUGAUAACCAAGUUGAUGCGGUUCGGAAGGAUUUAAUUAACAAUGUUUUUGGAAAUCCCCACUCAGCGAAUUCUGUCAGUCUUCGUUGUAGAGACAGUGUUGAUCAAGUCCGAAAUAGAGUCCUGAAGCACUUCAACACAACUGCAGAUGAGUAUAGCGUAAUCUUUACUUCUGGUGCUACUGCUGCCAUGAAAAUGGUUGCUGAUAGUUUCGAUUGGGCGGACUCAUCCGCAACCACAAGGAGUCAUUUUGUAUAUGCGCAGGACAACCACACCUCAGUAUUGGGCCUUGCAGAGUCAUUCCGAGACAAACCUGUGAUAGUCAAGAGUUUACAUCACGAUAAUCUGAUAGACAUAUUUACGCAAGAGACUUUGGAAGCUCAAUCAGAAAUCUCUGAUCCGUGUAAUUUAGCAAAUUCAUUGUUUGUAUAUUCUGCAGAAUGUAAUUUCUCAGGUGUUAAAUAUCCUCUGGACUGGAUUAGAAAGUGUCAUGAAGGCUACUUGAAUGAAUACUGCGGCCUAGAAAGGAAACACCGAGGUGUCAAGUGGCUCUGUUUAUUGGACGCAGCAACCUAUCUCUCAACUAACGAAUUGGACCUUACAGAGUACAAGCCUGAUUUUGUUUGUGUUUCAUUCUAUAAGAUCUUUGGGUACCCGACUGGGCUUGGAGCUCUUCUAGUCCGAAAUACAUCCAGCGGAGCGCUGAAGAGAAGGUAUUUCGGAGGAGGCACAGUGAAGAUAGCAUUGAGUGAUGGCUCCUUUCAUGAGUUACGAGACUCCAUGCAUGAGAGAUUUGAAGAUGGUACAGUGAACUAUUUGGCAAUACUAUCAUUGAUACAUGGUUUCUCCUCCAUAAAUGAGGUGACAGGAGGGAUGAGAAAUGUCGCCCAAACCACUUUCAAUUUAGCCCAAUACACUUACAUAAAACUUCUGAAAUUGCAUCAUUCCAACGGAAAGCGAGCUGUAGAAUUAUACACGGACACAGAUUACUCUAGUCAUUUGCAUCAAGGUGGCAUUGUCACUUUUAAUUUGCUGCGAGACAAUGGAGAAUACAUUGGUUUUAUGGAGGUCCUGAAUCUGGCAAACCUUCACAACAUUCAACUGAGGACUGGAUGUUUCUGCAAUCCAGGGGCAUGUCAGAGGCACUUAAAACUAACCAAUGAGCAAUUACAUGCAAACUUUGAGGCAGGUCAUGUAUGCGGGGACAGCAGAGAUCUAUUGAACGGACACCCAACUGGUGCAGUGCGUGUGUCUUUUGGCUAUUCCUCAACGCAAUGUGAUGCAGAUAAACUUUUAGAUUUGAUAAUUCGUUGCUUUGUCACUAAACCAAUUAUAGAAAAAUUACCUGAUGACUGGGGCUUGAGGUUAAAAAAACUGAAUCGAUUUGUGCCUGGUUUACAAAUCAAGGAAAAAAUCAAUCUCCUACAGAAUGGAGCCUCAGAGAAAAAGGAUCAAAAGAAUGAGGAAGCAAAUUGUUUGUCCGACAAAUCUUCUGUAUCAUCUUUUCCCAGAAUGGUUUCUUGCUCACAGUCAGGAAAGGAACCUCAACUUCAUAUCAAAAGAAUUUUUCUCUAUCCAAUCAAAUCAUGUGCCUAUUUUGAGGUUGAAAAUUCAUGGAUCAUCAAUGAAACUGGGCUUCAGUUUGAUCGCGAAUGGAUGAUUAUUGAUGAACGUGGGGUUGCACUGACCCAAAAGUAUGAGCCGAGACUGUGUUUUAUACAACCACGAGUGAACUUGAAGACUCAACACUUAGAACUUCAUUAUAAAGAUCACCAUGGAGUUUGCCGUGUGCCUCUGAAUUUGGCAGAGGAGAACAGUAUUAACUCAGGGGGAAAUUCUGUAUCAUUAUGUCAGAGCAAAGUAUGCGGUGACAAUAUCACCAUCAGAGACUGUGGCGAAGAUGUAGCCCUUUGGUUGGCAAAACUUCUAGAUAGAGACAACAUCAGGCUUGUUAGGCAUAUCCAAAGACAUUCUAAAAAUAAUUCAGGUAUUAACAAACUCCCGCUCACACUAUCAAACCAAGGUCAGUACCUGCUAAUAAACAUGGCAAGUGUGCAAUGGCUAAGAGAGCUUGUAGCAGAAAGCAUAGAUUUAACAGAGGAAAAUCUCAUGCACCGAUUUCGAUGUAAUUUUGUCAUUUCACCGACAGAAAAGCCUAUGGAAGAACUAAAGUGGACAGAGUUAAAGAUUGGAAACUUAAAAUUCAAGGUGGACAGUCCAUGCACACGAUGUCCUGUCAUUUGUGUAGAUCAAAAAACCGGAGAAAAAAUUAAUGAGCCGUUUACAACGUUAGCAGCAAACUUAAAAGGAAAAGUACAGUUUGGAAUUUACCUCAGGCUGAUAGAGGACUCGUUGAUAUCCCAGAAAAUAAUUUAUGUUAAUGAUACUGUGGAAAAUAUAAAACCGUGAUUUUAAAAUUUU